Messenger RNA from Recurvomyces mirabilis, 411 nucleotides. RefSeq lists its product as uncharacterized. The record is from RefSeq and is a predicted model, not a curated record. Gene Ontology annotation, cellular component: endoplasmic reticulum membrane; intracellular membrane-bounded organelle. The coding region runs from base 1 to 411 and encodes 136 amino acids. Gene Ontology annotation, molecular function: heme binding. The transcript is spliced from 3 exons. Lineage: Eukaryota; Fungi; Ascomycota; Dothideomycetes; Mycosphaerellales; Teratosphaeriaceae. Gene Ontology annotation, biological process: sterol biosynthetic process.
AUGUCGGAAACGAAGGAAUUCACCUACUCGGACGUCUCGGAGCAUACGUCCAAGAAGGACGUGUAUAUGGUGAUUCACGACAAGGUCUACAAUACCAGCAGUUUCGUGGAUGAGCAUCCAGGUGGCGAAGAAGUCCUCCUCGACGUCGGCGGCCAAGAUGCCACCGAGGCCUUUGAAGACGUCGGCCACAGCGACGAGGCGCGUGAGAUCCUCGAGGGUCUGCUGAUUGGGAAUCUCAAGCGAGAGGCAGGCGACCCGGCCCCGAAAACCUCCACAACGAGCUCCUCCGCCCCGAAAUCCUCCACCGAUGCCGCAGGAUUAGGCAUCGGCGUCUAUGCGAUCGUCCUUGUGGGAGCCGCGUUGGCCUUCUUCGCCUAUCAGUAUUUGCAGAGUAACCAGCAAAAGUCUUAG